AUGGCACCAACGGCGCCCACCAUCCUCACCCUCAAGCAGAACUUCCUCACCACCCAAACGCGUCUCCUCUCACAGCCGCUCCAGCCCAGCCGAGCCUGGCGCCGCGCAAAUGAGGCAGCCGCCAAUGACGACGACGCAGCCGCAGUCUCGGAGAGAGCCGUCGACGACGCGCUCUUCCGCCUAAACCACACCCUGCAGCAGCACUCGAGGCGCGUCUACGUGCCCCAAGCGACGCGCCAGAUCGCAGAGCAGAUCGACAAGCUGUACCUGAGCGCCGGGGAGCGCCGCGCUGACAUUGGCAAUGAUGAUGAUGAAGACGACGAUGCGGACGGGUGGAGGAACGUCGGGGCCGACUACACCGACGCGAAGGUCGUCUCGUCACUACCGCCGGACUGGGAGUCCGACAGGGAGGCUGCAGCCUACCCGCUCGAGGCGAAGCGCUACGCCGAGCUCGCCAUGCGGCUGCGGGGCCUGUCAGCACGGAGGGAGGAGGCCCGGGCGCGCGUGGAGCGCCUGCGCCGGAUGAAGGCCCGGCUCGCACCGUUCAGUGGCGCUGGUGCUGCUGAGGAUGCGACUUCCGGUCAGUCAGGUGGCGUCCAGGAGAACCUCGUCACUCGCGACGGCGAGGUGGAGAAGGAGCUCGAGCGUAUGCGGGUGCUUCUCGUGCGUGUUGGCGACAAGGUCGCGAGGCUAGAGGAGAAGGAGGCCGAUGACAGUGAUUUGUUCGGCGAGGGCGACGCCAUGAUUGUGGAUGACGUUGAGGUUGAGGAGAGGAGGAAAGUCGAUUCGCUAUUGGACGGGCUGGGUUGA
This is a messenger RNA of Diaporthe amygdali, 810 nucleotides long. Its product is annotated as kinetochore protein. Lineage: Eukaryota; Fungi; Ascomycota; Sordariomycetes; Diaporthales; Diaporthaceae. Bases 1 to 810 code for a protein of 269 amino acids. The record is from RefSeq and is a predicted model, not a curated record. Gene Ontology annotation, cellular component: Mis6-Sim4 complex. The transcript has a single exon.